Messenger RNA from [Torrubiella] hemipterigena, 1487 nucleotides. The record is from the annotation of a GenBank genome assembly. NCBI's taxonomy places the organism in Eukaryota, Fungi, Ascomycota, Sordariomycetes, Hypocreales, Clavicipitaceae.
AAAGGUCGCAGGAUUCCCUAUUUUCUUUUGUGGCUAGUGUUUCUGCAAACUGUAGAUUUCUGUGAAAAUGUCGACAACUACAGGAUCAUCUACAUCGAGGGACCGAAUCGCCGACGGUGACACAGCAACCUCUAUAUACACCCUUUGUGGCACCGCAGACUUGUAGUGACAAGUUUGUACCAAUUAUUACCAGGACACUUAACUUGACACAAACAAGCACUAUAUUCUACUGCGAUCCCGAAUUGAACUUGAAUUGCCAGCCGACCGAGUAUUCGUCUUCCCAUCUUCCGCAGCUUGGGGGCUGUGACUGGUGUGUUUGCCCUAGCGGCUGGACAGCCUACGACCUCGGAUCCUAUGCGCCGUUCACUGCGUCUUGCUGUACAAGCGGAUUCCGCUACUCGACCUCUCGCUCUCUCAAAUUACAGGAAAGGCAUGCGUCAAAGCAGACGGGAUACAGAAUACAAGCCAUGUGACUAUCACAGCGCUUCCCCCGUGGAAAAUUUCUUGGGGGAGGAACAGAACACUAUUCGGGUCUCUUUCGCCGUCACCUACAUCGAUGCUGUAUGACUGCGACCAGGUACAGAUACGAACGUGGACGCCUGGAGAACCAGUCAAGGAGACGGACCGUGUUGCUUGCACGGUAAGCGCUUAUCCGGACCGCCGUCAGAAAAACACCAAUACGAUGCUGUAAUUAUCGUAACAGUAGUGACGAUUGUUGUUGGUCUCAUCGCCAUUGGCGGGUGCUGCUAUUGUUGUUGGAGGAGGUCGGAGCCCAGUGUGAAGCGGAGGAAAGCGGCGAUGGGGCCGACCAUGAGCGUGCCUCCAGAGGCAUUUCAGAGGACAAUUCCAAAUCAGAAGAGUAGGGCAGCUAUGCUAAGGCAGACAGAGAGCGUGCCUCUAGAGACACUGAAGACAUAGGUCAAGUCUCUGCGGAAACCAGGCGGUGCAUCCGGUAGCACCGUUCCGUUGAAAAAGGCAACGCCGUGGAACGUGGACAAUCCAUAGUCCUUAGUGCUGGUAAAGGGGAAGCCAACCUGAGAUACCUUGCAAUUCUGAGUAACCAUGUACAUGUUCAUGCCGAUGGCAAAGUUUUGGAGCAGCGUGUUGUAAAACUCUUGCAUAAUUUUGUCGAGGUAUAAGCGUCCCAGUGAGUUUUCAAGAAUAACUGUGGGAAAGCAGUCCGGAGAGAAGUUGUCUAGGCCAAACCAGUACAACCAUGGAUUCGAGCCAUAAUACCAGUCGCGCUGAUGUAUUUGCCGAUUUGCAGCAGAUAUAUCAGCCUUCGACUCAUAUCUAUCGCCCAACGAUUGAGAAGGUAUAUCGCACGUACCGUAUGUGAGCCACGCUAGUACUACAGCCUGGUUUGAGACGAGGCUGAGAGGGAGGUCUCUAGCAAGCGCCUAGACUCUUCUCUAAGAUCAUAUACCACGACACCCCCGCCCCUCUAUUUGCUACCAACUCUAUCUCCAUUAAAAAAACAAUGGUGC